AGAAUUAUAUGUGUUUUAGAUGUGUAAGAGAUACCUUGCAUGUCCUAUAACAGAUACAAACCACAGAGGGCAGUAUAAAUUACCAUAAAAUGUUAACAACAUGUUUAUCACGUACUUAAAUAGCUUUGAAGAAAAAUGAAAAAGAAGAAUGCAUAUUUAUGAUAAGCUUGAUAAAACAUGGCCAUAUGAGCCAUUAGAGAUUGUAUGUGUGGUACAUGGAGCCCAGCAAGCAUAGCAAAGCGCUAUGAAGACAGUUAUAAUUACAUUACAUGGUGUGAUGUAGAUUAGUUGCCUGGGGAUGAUGGUAGACUAGAUGGUGGGCUGUGGAUGUACAAUAAAGAUAAAUCAUCAUUAUCAUAGAGAUCACAUAGAUUACAUGCCAUGAUUAUAGAAAUGGACUAAAGGGCACUUAAGCCUCAUGAAGAAUCUGGCUCCUAGUGAUCUGUCUUCUUUGCUAACAACUUGGAUGCAGACCUUGGUUGUUUUAUCAAUUUGACAAGUAGGUUGGUGUCCAUUCCUUCAACUAAACAGAAUAGUUCUAGCUAUAUAAAUGGACACCUAAAAGUCCCUUGCUGCAGUACGUUGUGCUCAAAAAUGUGCAAGUGAGAUGACAUUGUGAAAUGAAAAGGAGCUAGACCUUAGAAGGGAUGCCUGCUUCAUAUUUCUGUGAGAGAACAGAACAGCUAACAAGAUGACGGAUUCGGCAUUUUUACUGCAUCCGAACCAUGAUGUAGAGGACCCAGAAGGUGAUACAUUCAGAGAUAUCAUCAGAGAAAGGGCAGAUGAGAGGGAGGAUGUUCAGAAAAAGACAUUUUUGAAAUGGAUUAAUGCUCAGUUUUCAAAGACCAACCACCCUCCUAUCCAGGACCUCAUAGAGGACUUGAAGGAUGGGACUCACCUCCUGGCUCUGCUGGAAGUGUUAACAGAGAGAUUCUUGAAACCUGAAAGAGGACGAAUGAGAGUUCACCAUCUUAAUAAUGUAGACCGAGUGAUCCAAAUCCUUAAUCACAGUUACAAUAUUCGAUUGGUGAAUAUCAGCAGUAAUGAUAUAGUAGAUGGUAACCCCAAACUUGUCCUGGGCCUUGUCUGGAGUAUCAUAUUACAUUGGCAGGUCAAAGAUGUUUUGAAAGGGAUCAUGGCAGAUCUGCAGCAGACAAACUUGGAGAAAACCUUGCUGGCUUGGUGUCGCCAGUCAACCCAAGGCUAUCGUGGAGUAGAUGUCAGGAACUUUACCACUAGCUGGAGGGAUGGACUGGCAUUUAAUGCUUUACUUCAUAGAUUCAACCCUCAGUUGUUUAACUUUGAUGAGUUGCUAAGCAACAACAAUGAAAGCAAUCUGGAGCAUGCCUUUCAAGUUGCCUAUGAACACUUGGGAAUCGAGAAACUGCUCGACCCAGAAGAUGUGAAUGUAGAUUGCCCAGAUAAGAAGUCUGUUAUGAUGUACUUGAUGUGUUUGUUCCAAGUCCUGCCUCACUCUAGUAUUGUGAUAGAGGACUCGGACAACAUGUCUACUACCUCAGAUCUAGUCUCAGUCAGUACACACACCAGUAAGCAGCUUCACCAUGCUUCUGCACAUGAGACUAUGUCUCUGAGUUCUGAGUCCAGUGCAAUGAGUGGCACAGUCAGUGUGAGCUCUAUAGAUCUUAAUUCAUACCAAGAAUCACUGGAGAAUGUAAUAGAAUGGCUGCUGAAGGCCGAGACAACAUAUGAAGGCAUGGGAGACAUUGGCAAUGAUGUUCUUCAGGUCAAGGACCAGUUCCAUGUACAUGAGGACUUCAUGAUGGAGCUGACCAAGCACCAGGGUAAUGUGGGUAAUGUCCUGCAGGAGGGGAACCACCUCAUUAGUGACGGCAAGAUAACAGAGGAGGAAGAGAACCAGAUACGCAUGCAGAUGAGCCUCCUUAAUGAACGCUGGGAGAAACUUCGUGUUAGUGCCAUGGACAGACAAACAAAACUUCAACAAACACUGAUGGAGCUUCAGCAGAAGCAGCUGGACCAACUUGCCACUUGGCUGGAGAAGAUGGAGAAGAAGAUGGAGAGGCAUGAACCAGUGGCCAGUGACCUGGAGGUGCUGCACAGACAGGUGGAUGAACAUAAGCAAUUACAAGAAGAGGUUGAAUCAGAGCAAGAGCAAGUCAACAGCCUUCAGAAUAUGGUGGUGGUUGUGGAUGAAGGAUCAGACUCAUCCUACCAGGCCCUGGAGGAGCAGCUGGACUCCCUGGGCCAGCGCUGGACUAAUGUUUGUAAGUGGGUAGAGGACCAGUGGUCAAAUCUGCAGGAUGUACUCAAGAAAUGGGAGGUCUACUCAAAUGAGAAAAAUAAGUUUGGAACUUGGCUACUGGAAAAGGAGGAAGUUUUAGGCAGAAUGCGGCUGGUCAACAUGUCUGAUCUGACCCCAGAUGAAGUACUGGGAGAAGUGAAAAAACUCAAGGCCAUUGAACAAGACAUGGAUGUUCAGGUUCAGAGAUUUGAUAAGCUGAACGAAGCAGGCCAGGUAUUAGUGCAACAUGUGGGAAAUGAUCCUGCUGCUGUACAGAGACUGACCAAUCAGUUGGAGGAGUUUCAGGAGCGCUGGGAGAACUUGGUGCAACAGAUGGAGUGGCAAAGCAAAGAGAUAGCUGAGUCUGGCAACAUAACCAGCAACCUAGCCAUGUCCCUGGGAGCCUCCCAGCCAAAGAAACCACGGAUAGACAGCUCCCGCCGUCAUGAGUUUGAUAUGGCAGUUAAAGAACUGAAUUCUUGGUUUGAGAAGACGGAGAGUAACCUGGAGCUCCUCACCACUGAGGCACCACAUCCAGACCAGCAGCUGACUCUGGAGGAACAACUUGUACUCAUACAGGAUACAGAGAAUGAUGUUAAAGACCGGGAAAAUGAAAUAAAUCAUGUCCAUGCUUUAGGGAAGAGUCUAAUUCAGGAGAUUAAGCAAGCUGAUGAAUCUUACGAAAGCAUCGAGACGAUCCUAAAGCAGCUGGAGAAGAGACGUAGUGACAUGACUCUGCUUCUAGAAGACACUCAGCGUAAGAUUAUCCUGUCUCUGGAGACGAAAAACUUUUACGAUGAACUCAAUGCUCUCCAGGAGAUCAUGCUGAGCUAUGAGAAGUGGGUAGGGGCAGCUGAGAGGAUAGCUGAGGAAGCAACAGAGAUAGGCAGGCAGCUGGAGCAGUGCAGGGUCAAACUGAAAGCCAUGAAGUCCCACGAUGAUAGACUGGAGCGGAUCAAUGAGCAUGCCAAAGUAUUGUUGAAGCAACCUGAUGUUACAAGUCAGAUACAGCAAGAUCUGGAUGCCUUCCUUAAGAGAUGGGAAAAUGCCUAUGACAAGAUAAAGGAUCGUCAGUUGAAGUUGACCCAGGCCCAGCACCGUGUGCCCCCCAAGGCUUUCCUAGAGGCCAAGGAGAGCCUGUUCAAGUGGCUGGCAGAUGUGGAGGAGGUGCUGAGGACAGAACAGUACCAGAUCAUGGAACUGCCCAAAAUGGAGGAGCAACAUAAACAGUAUAUGGAACUUCAAGGUGAGGUAACUGAGAACUUGUCCAAUAAAGAAUACAUCAGCAGCACAGGUGAGGUGUUGGUGGAGAGGGCCGCCUCAGAGGAGAAAGCCAAGAAGCUGCAAGGAGAGCUGGAGGAACUGACAGCUCGUUGGAAUGCCAUGGCUUCCACUAUAGCAGACACGGUGGUCAAAGGGGAACAGGGGAUUGAGAGACUCAAGCAGUAUGAGAACCAGGUAUCUGGGUUAAAUAGGUGGAUGGAUGAAAUGGACACCUUCUUAAAAGCCGAGAUGCCAGCACUGGGAGAUGUUGACACACUGGAGGCCCAGCUUAAUGAGAGUAAUGGAGUCCAAGAAGACAUCAAAACUUUGCAGUCCACAGUUGACAGUAUUCAUGAACUAAGUGAGGAGCUGAUUAAUGCUGCCUCUGAGGAAUAUGCUGCUGUCCUGCAGGAAGAAAUCGGCACCCUUGACCAACGCUGGGAGAAUGUUGUACAACAGUCUAAGGAACAGAAUGAGCAGCUACAGUCAGCCUUAGAAAAGAGCCAAGAAGUCUUGAAAAACAUAGAAAGUCUGAAUGAAUGGUGUGACAGUGUGACUGAGAAGGAGCUCUCUUCUGACUUUGUUUGUGAAACUCACACAGAUUUGUUUACAGCUACAAAGAAAUUCAAGAAACUGAAAGAUGAAGUAAGAAGCAAAGAAAAAGAAAUAGAAGACAUCCAUAAAAGCUGUGCAGAGGAUUCUUCCAUGGAAUCCUCAGAAGAACUUGCCCAGAAAAUUAACAUUCUCAGUAAUUGCUGCCUGGAUAUCCGCAACCGUGUUGAUAAUAGCCUCAAGAUGUAUGAAGAGGCAAAUUCCAAUUGGAACCAAUUAAAAGCUUUGCUACGAGAGGAAAAUAAGUGGUUAGAUGGCUUGCAGAAAAAGCUGAAUUCUUCAUCCAAAUCUAGUGCUGACGCCGAGGAAAUUUCAGAAGAGUUAGAUGAACUAGAAGGCUAUGUACGUGACCCAUCUGAGGAUAACAAGAAUAAGAUCAAUGAACUGGGUGAACUGCUGAUUGCAAGUAAAAUUAUGACAUCCACAGUGAAAACGGAGGUGGAUAACUUCAACACAAGAUGGGAUAAACUCAUGGAAGAGGGCCUGAGUGCCAUUGAGAAGUUGGAGGAGGCCAUCACUCAGGCUCAGAACAUUGAGCGUCAGAUGAUUGAGAUGACCCAUUGGAUGAUGGAGGUCAGUAGUCUGCUGCAGUCUCGCCUGGAUGCAGACAUGUUGGCAGGCGAUAUGCCAGAGGAGUUUGAGAGUCUUAAACAAGAAUUUGAGCAGCAGGAUCAGAUGCUCAAUGAAAUGGAGAAGCAGAUGUUAGAUUACAAAGCUCAGGGAAAACAAGAGGCCAGUGCACGUCUUGAACAGCAAAUACUCAUACUCAAGAAACACUAUGGAGAGGUGCAGCUGAAGUUCAUGAAGUUUCAACGUCCAGUUGAUUUUGAACCCAAACUUACUCAUGUCAAGAGAGCUCUGGAGGAAGUUCAGGAGAGGAUUCACCUCAUUGAACUGCGUAGCGAGGACCCAGAAGUCGUCCAGACACAAUUAGACCAGUGCAUGAAAUUCUACAAGUGCCUAAGUGAGAUCAAAUCGGAGGUGGAAUUUGUGAUCAAAACUGGACGUCAAGUGGUUGACAAGAAGCAGGUGGACUUUCCUGACAAGCUUGGAAAACAGUUGGAUGCAAUAAAAACACAAUACAAUGAGCUUGGUGCACAGGUAACACAGGGAAAGAAAACAUUAGAAAAGGCCUUAAAAGUGUCUAAAAAGUUGAAAAAGGAGGUGACUGGGAUCACAGAAUGGAUGGAUGCUGUGCAGAGAGAGCUCAACAAGAAGGAAAUGGUAAAGGCUCCUAAGAACCCAGAAGAGGAGAAAAUGUGGAUGGAGACCACCAUGCAUGAGCUGGCUAAGAGAGAGCCUUCACUGACCACCAUCACUGAACUGGUCAGCCAAAUCCAGGAGAUGGCCGAGGAUGGUCAGCUGGAGGAGGCCACACAAACACUGGAACUAGUCAAGAAUAACUGGAAUGAAUUGUCCAAUAGACUGGCUGCCAGGAAGACAUUGCUGCAGGAACAAAUUGCCCACCUUGAUGAGAUGUACAGGGAGUUCCAGGAUUCCCUGAAGGAAGUAACAGUCUGGCUGACCAAGAUAGCAGACAAAUUAAAAAGCAUGGACAGGAGCUCACCAGAGAAACAGGCACUUGAUGGGGAAUAUGAAAAACUCAAGUCCUUACAAGUAGAACUGAAUGAGCUUCAUAACCAAGUUGACCAAGUGAGAGAUUCGGCCAUUGAUUUGAUGAGCCGCAGUGAGAAAUACCACAAACUGGUGGAGCCAGAGCUUACACAGCUUAACCAAAGAUGGGAGGAGACAGCUGAGAAAAUCAAGUUAAAGCAGCAGUCUCACCAUCAGGCCAAUGAGCAGACCAAGCCAGAGAUAGAGAAAGCUGUCACAGAGCUUCUGCUGUGGAUGCAAGAAGUAGAGACAAAAAUGAAUGAAGCAGAUGGCAAUGAAGAAAGAUUACAGGCUGUAGAGGAAGAUAUCAGCAGACGCAGGCUGGAGGUUGAAGCUCUACAACAAAAGACCCAAGAUGACUCGGAAGCAGAAGAGAGCGAGGUUGGGAAACUGAACAAACGCUGGGUGGAAAUAACCACAAGAUUUGACCAACUGAACCAACCCCCAGCAGAAGAGACCAUAGAACCCCAGUCAUCUGCUACUGUUGCAAUGAUGUCUACUACCACCGUUGUAACUAUAACAACUUUCUCCAGAGUUCCUUCACAGUUUGUUGAGGAUGUGAAGAAGAUUGUGCAAGAAGUAGCAAACAUUGAGAAACAACUGACAGAAUGUUCACCAUGGACAGAGUACGAUGACAUCUCUCAAUAUGAAGAAAAAUUAAAGGCAGUGCAGGGGUCCCUGGAGAUGUUGGAGCCGUCAGUGGUAGCGGCAGAGGAGCAGAAGGAUGGCGUGCUUGAUGCCAGUGACCAUGAGGAGGCUACAAGGAUUAAGAAGAUCAUGGAGAAACUGCGGCAAGAUUGGGCCAGAGUGAAUAAGGAAUACAAAGAAAAAUACGGUCACUGGACUGAAACUGCUGACCAGUGGCGUCAGUUCCACUGUGACAUGAAAGAGCUGGCGUCGUGGCUGACAGAGGCAGAGAAGACGCUGGCUGAGACCAGGACUAGCGAGGGCAACAUCGAUCUGGAGAAGGCAAAAGCACAGCAGAAGGAGUUAGAAGAGCAGGUGAAGCUUCACCAGGCCACCAUCCACAACCUGCACACGUCAAGCCAGGAGAUCGUCCAGCAGUCCUCCUCUCCUGAAGCUGGCCUUCUGGCGGAAAAACUGGAACAGCUCAAUAGGCGUUGGCAGGCUGUCUUCACUGAUAUCUCAGAUAGGAAAGACAGGUUUGAGGCUGAGGCAAUGGAGACCAGUGUUUUUAGUGAAGAGAUGGACGAGUUGUUCUUCUGGUUGGAUGAAACGGAGACCAUCUUGAACACCACUGUCAGGAUAGCAGACGAACAAUAUUUGGAAGAUUUAUUAGAAAAAGUCAAGGAUCGUGAGGAAGAUAUUCCCUCUCGGCAGCAGAGUUUGAAGACGCUGAACUCCACAGCAGACGAUCUGGUUGCUGCUCCCACCACCUCCCAGGAAGAUGCUGCCAAUAUCAGGAAGGACAUUGCUAUGCUCACUGCCAGAUGGGACAAGGUGACCAGUGACAUCCCAGGGAAGAGAAAAGCAUUGGAGGAGCGUCUGCAGCAUCUCAAGUCUUUCCAGGAGGAAGUGGAGGACCUGCAGACUUGGGUUUCGGAGACUAAGGCUCUGCUGGAUCAGCAGCUCCACCCCACUAGUACCACGUCACCAGGAGAGAGAGACUCUGUUAUUGUUGACCCACAGACAAUGCAAAGUGCGCUGAAUUCCAGGCAGAAAAACAUUGAUGAUGUAAAUGACACAUUUAAUGGAUUACUUGAGGAGUGCAGUAAGAUGGACUUGACUGUACCAGCACAUAUUCAGAAGAAAGUUAUGACACUCAAUACUGAUUGGGAGAAAGUAAAAGAAAUGGCAACCAAUCUCCGCCCUUCCUCCAGCACUGAAGUGGUAUACCAAAUAGAGAAAGCAGAGAUGAAGAGCAGUGAUGACGAGAUGUGGCCCGAGUUUGACAAGUCUGUGGUAGAGCUAAGGGAUUGGUUGACAUUACUGGAGCAAAUGCUCAAGUCUCAGAUUGUCACUGUUGGGGAUAUUGAAGAAAUAGAAGAGAUGAUUUCAAAACAGAAGAGAGCAUUUGAAUGUGUGAGCUCACGACCUCUUACUUCCCUUAGCUGUGAUGAUGUAGACACCAUACGCUCUAUGGUUAGAGACAUACGCCAGCAUAUUCUUGUACUCAAGACGAUUCUCAGUGAUUUGGAAGGCAAGCAGCCUCACCUGCAGGACCUGAUCACAGCAGGAGAGAACUUGAAGAGUCAAACUGAGGAGGAAAACGAUAAGCAGGUGCUACAGGAAAAAGUUGAACGGCUGAGGGAACAUUGGGAAGAAGCCAAUGCCAAAGUGACUUUCAGGAAGAACCAGCUUGAUGACAUGCUAUUAGAGUGUAAGCAGUUUGACGAGAAAAGAGCCGAGUUUGACCGCUGGGCAGACAAGGUGGAGGAGGACCUAAAGGCCAUUACACCUGAGGACGAACCACCACCAGAAGACCUGGAGAAGCAACUUAAUGAUCAUAAGGCAGUAGAAUGUGAAGUGGACCAGUGGAAAAAGAGUGUGACAACUUUGAACUCCAUGGCAAACAAACUUGUGGAGGACUACAGCAAAGACAACACAAAUAAGAUAAAAAUGAAUAUUGACAGAAUCAAUGCAAGGUGGCAGCACUUACUGUCAAGGCUGGAAACUCGAGGCAGGUCUCUCCAGGCGGUUCAGGCUACACAGCAACACUUCGAUACAGCACUAGACCAGUAUUUUAUCUUCUUGGCACAGUCGGAAUCGCGCCUGGCUGGACUUGAUGAGCUUACUGCUGCAGACGGGGCACUGGAAGAUGUGGACGAGGUGCGGGUGUGGGCAGAGAGAUACCAGGACCUCCAAACUGAGAUAGAUUCCCACCAGUAUGCCUUUGAGAAACUAAACGGCACGGGACAUCAGCUGGUCAGAAACCUAGAGCCAGAUGAGGCUUCCACGCUGCAGAGGAGAUUAGAAGAAAUGAAUCAAAGGUGGAUCAAACUGCAGAACAAAUCCUUAGAAAUCAGGUCUCGUCUGGAGAGCAAUGCUGAACAGUGGAGUAAACUGGUGAAGAGUUUACAGCACCUGAUAGACUGGGUCACUGCCCAACACCAGGAGCUGGUCAGACAACAACCCAUAGGAGGAGAUGUCACACUCGUCCAGCAGCAAGCCAGGGACCAGCAGGAGUUAAAGCGUAGACUGGAAGAGAAGAGGCCAGUUAUAGAGCACAGCUUACAUACAGGCAGACUAUAUCUACAGGAAGAUGGAGAAGACAAACGCCUCAGUGCAGACAGUGGUGAAGGCAGUGACCUCUCAGAAGAUGAAAAAGAAAGGACAGCAGAACAAGAAGCAAGGCAUUUAAUUCGCAGCAUACGCCGUUAUGUCAGAAUUUUGACCAAAAAAUGGACAGAAAUUAAUCAGGCCUCCAAUGAAUGGCAAGCCAUCGUAGAUGAAGUGCUAGAGCGUAUGGUUGUCUUCCAUACUGCAUUGGACGGUCUUGCCAGUCGUCUGCAGGACUUAGAAAGGGAAAAGGCAAGGUGGACACCUGUUGGGGAUGUUAUUGUGGACUCCUUACAACAGGAAGUGGACCAAAUAAAGGCUUUUGAGUUACGGAUAGCCCCUAACCAAGGCCAGAUAGAUUACGUCAAUGACCUUGCCAACCAGUUCCAUGCUCAGCGUGUUGUCUUGUCACAUAUCAAUGUCAAUAAGCUAGAAGAUUUAAAUGCAAGGUGGAAAGCUUUACAGGAAGCAACAGAAGACAGACAUAAACAGCUUCAGGAAGCCUUACGAGAUUUUGGACCAAAUUCACAACAUUUCCUCUCAGCAUCUGUAGAACACCCCUGGGAACGAGCUGUAGCAGGGAAUAAAGUGCCUUACUAUAUCAAUCAUACCACAGAAACCACCACUUGGGAUCACCCAGUAAUGGCACAGCAAAUGCAGAAUAUCACAGAACUAAAUGAUGUCCGCUUCUCUGCGUACAGGACAGCCAUGAAACUGAGGGCAAUGCAGAAGAGGCUGUGUCUUGACCUGGUCAGCCUUAAUGUUGUGAUAGAUGCUUUCGACAGUCACGACCUUCGUGCUCAAAAUGACCGGCUGAUGGACGUGAUGGAGAUCAUAAACUGCUUGACCAGCAUGUACGAGUCCAUCCUGGAGGAACAUCCUAACCUAGUCAAUGUGCCAUUGUGUGUGGAUCUGGUGCUCAAUUGGUUGCUCAAUGUUUACGACAUAGCCCGUGGGGGAAAGAUCCGGGUCUUGUCAUUCAAAGUUGGUAUUGUGUUGAUGUGCAAAGCUCAUCUAGAGGAUAAGUACAGAUACAUCUUCCGUUUGGUUGCUGAUGCAAAUGGUCUAGUAGACCAGCGUAAUCUAGGUUUACUUCUACAUGACUGUUUGCAAAUUCCCCGUCAGCUUGGCGAAGUGGCUGCAUUUGGUGGAAGUAACAUAGAACCUAGUGUUAGGAGCUGUUUUGAGAAGUCUAAUGGUAAGAAUGAGGUGCAAGCGUCCCACUUCCUUGACUGGCUAAAGAUGGAGCCACAGUCCAUGGUCUGGCUCCCUGUGCUGUAUCGCCUGGCCGCUGCUGAAACUGCCAAACAUCAAGCCAAGUGCAAUAUCUGUAAGGAUUACCCAAUCAUUGGAUUAAGAUACCGCUGUUUAAGGUGCUUCAAUUUUGACUUGUGUCAGACCUGUUUCUUCUCUGGAAGAAAAGCCAAAGGCCAUAAACUCACCCACCCUAUGCAGGAAUAUUGCACAGCAACAACAUCUGGGGAGGAUGUGAGAGAUUUCUCUCGAGUGUUAAAGAACAAGUUGCGAUCAAAACGCUAUUUCAAGAAGCAUCCAAGACUCGGCUAUCUUCCUGUACAAACAGUAUUAGAAGGCGAUAAUCUGGAGAGCCCGUCGCCGUCUUCUCCACAGCACACGUCAAGAGAGAUGCACCAGCGACUGGAACUCUAUGCAAGCAGUCCCUCUUCCAUUGCAUCAUCCCAAAAUACCUCCCAAGAGAUUCACCCACGCCUGGAACUGUAUGCCAGCAGACUGGCAGAAGUUGAGCAACGGCAGCAGAGUUCUACACCAGAAUCGGAAGAUGAACAUCACUUAAUAGCUCAGUAUUGCCAAAGCCUCAAUGGGGACACGCCAACUCACACAUUGAAGAGCCCCAUGCAGAUCAUGCUGGCCAUAGAUGCUGACCAGCGGUCAGAACUGGAGGCCAUGAUCAAAGAUCUGGAGGAGGAAAACAAAAAUCUCCAAGAAGAGUAUGACCGUCUGCGCCAGGCUCACGAUGACCAUGAAGAACAAAGCCAUCGACCGCAUGGUGAUGACGAGGAGUUCUCUAGUAGCAGAGAUGCAGAAAUGAUUGCUGAGGCCAAGCUGCUGCGUCAACACAAGGGACGCCUGGAAGCAAGAAUGCAAAUUUUGGAGGAUCAUAACAGACAGCUAGAAGCUCAGCUGCAACGUCUGAGGCAACUUCUAGAUCAGCCCUCAGACGAGCCCUCCAUAAGUUACGUCAGCCACCAGCGUUCCGCCAGCCAAGCAUCCACAGUCUCCCAAAGUUCGUACCAAGGUGACCCAUCACUCAGACUCCAGUUUUCUCCACAAGCACGCUCUACACCACAAAUGAAUGGACACAGUGCUAAUGGUUUUUCGCCCAGUCCAAGGAUGGAAGAUUCCAGGAAAAAGUCCAGCUCAGUUCAAGAAAGUGAAUUAGAUGAGAUUAUGAGAGAAAUUAAUGAAUCUUUCCCACCUCCAGAAAAGAGCAAAGCCACUAAGAAUGUUGGUGAGUUGUUCCACAUGGCAGGGCAGGUGGGACGGGCAGUCGGUACACUGGUCACAGUGAUGACAGAUGAUGAGAGGAGCGGCAGUGAGGAAGAGAGAGAAAGUCCAGCCUAUCCUGGUCCUCCUGGUGACAGAAGACAUUGACUGCCUGUACUGUGAUCACACACACAUAAACACUCACACACACCAGCUUUUGGGCCAGAGAUUAGACACUAGAUGGAGCCUCCAGUCCCAACUCGAGAAUGAAUAGGGAGGGGUGGGAUUAAUCAAGAUCAUAGAUCUGUCAUUGAUGAUAUUUUUGGAGAGGGAAGCUUCAAGUGGACUUUUAAGUCUGGCUAACAAUAAUGUGCAUAGUGGCCAAAUGUGUUCCACAUGCAGUCCUAGACUGAAGAAAGUUUGCAUAAUGCAGACAGGACAGCUGUAUGUAUUUAUAGCAGGCAUGGAAAAAUUUUGUAUGGACUGUGUGUGUCAUUCUUUUCUCAUUUUCCUGGAAUUUAGUUGCUCUGGUAGACCAACAACUUUUUUUAUCAUAGAGUCUUAUCAUGGAUGUGGAUAGGUUCUUUCAUUUUUUUUAUGAACUUCGGGAGUCUGUGGUGACUUGCUACUCAAAAAGUUUGCAUUUGCCUAAUCAUUUAUGUUUUUAUGUACUGUUUUUAUGUAAGUCUGUGCAACUGUGUCACAAUUACUGACUUAUUGCUUGGAUGUUGUCCGUGUGACUGGAAGCUGAAAGAACUUCAGGACUUCCCUUUCACUAGAAGUAUGCUGUUAUAUUGUAUGUUAAGUGUAAAAUGAGAUACAAUGUAUGUAUCCUAUGUCCAGGGCAUACAUUGCAACAGACAGACAGCAGUGAGAAACAUACGAUAUUUAGUCUGUAUCAUAGUAUGGUCAGAUAACGCUGACACCUAUUGGUCAGUAUAUUUUGUGUACUUUUUGUUUCUACCAUUUUUUUCCUAAUAAGUGAAGUUUUACUUAGGAUUAUUCUUCUCUAAGCAGCUGUAUUUUUUGUAGUCUGUGUUAUACCUCAUACACAUCAGAAGUCAGAACUUCAUUUACUUUCCUCAAAGAGGCCAAAUAUACAUGUACGUAGACUAGAUUGAAUGAAAGAUAAUUAAAUUAAUUAUUAUUUUUAGAUUUCAACAUAAAUUAUUUAAUUGAUCCACAGGACGGCAAACAGUCGUGAGACAGUAGAUUUUCAUAUUUAUCCAUAUGUAAAAUGAAUAUUCUUAUGUAGCAUACGUCUUUUAGUAUGCAUGUAUGAUCGGAGGGAUGGAAGGUUUGUCGCUGUAUUUUCUUCAGCAGCCAGGAUGUAACUGGUUUCAUCAUGUAUAUAAUCAAAUGAACAAGAAAUAAGAAAUCACUGAGUCAUUUCCAACCUUAAUGUUAAUCUCUCAAUCUUGUUGAAGCCAAAUUAUAGACAAAUAUGAAAUACAGACCGACUUCUGAUUGAGAACAGUGAAGCUAGGUAAUGAUUAGGUUGAAACCAGCAAUAAGUUGAGAUUACAUAAUUAAAUGGCAAGAUACAAGAGGCAAGGUUUCCUGAUGAUUGGUGGUAUUUUUAUUAACAUUUUGUAAACAUUUACAUGAAGUACAUGUAUCAUAGUGUAAAUCUUCAAUAAAGGAAUUUUUCAUCA
Messenger RNA from Lingula anatina, 13107 nucleotides. Its product is annotated as dystrophin. NCBI's taxonomy places the organism in Eukaryota, Metazoa, Brachiopoda, Lingulata, Lingulida, Lingulidae. Gene Ontology annotation, biological process: synaptic signaling. Gene Ontology annotation, cellular component: plasma membrane. The record is from RefSeq and is a predicted model, not a curated record. Gene Ontology annotation, molecular function: zinc ion binding; protein binding.